CUGAACAAAUAAAGUGUAGCAGGAGGUUGGCGCCCAACUACCGUUCCGCCCCUAUAAGAAACCCUGCGUCGCUCGAUCGCUAUGCAACCCCAACCCCGUCGAGCCAUCUCCUUUCUCCUGAGCUCCUUCCAUUCCAUUCCCAAGCUAAGCUAGCAGACAAGGCCGCGGAUCCAUGGGCGUCUUCACGGUGACCAAGCUGUCCGAGGGCCCCGUGCGGCCGUCCGCCGCCACGCCGUCGGGGACGCUGCCCAUGGCCUGGGUCGACCGGUACCCGACGCACCGCGGCCUCGUCGAGUCCGCGCACAUCUACCGCAACGUCGACGACAUGCCGGCGCCGGCAUCGGAGCGAGAGGCUGGUGGCACUGGCGCCAAGGCCGCCGCCGCCGCCCUCGCCCUGCAGGCGCCGGACAAGGAGGCGAUGAUGAACGGCAGCAAGUCCCCGGCCGCGGUGGUGCGCGGCGCGCUGGCGGACGCGCUGGUGCACUACUACCCGUUCGCGGGGCGGAUCGUGGAGGACGUCCCCGGCCGGCCCGCCGUGCUGUGCUCCGGCGAGGGCGUCUACUUCGUGGAGGCCGCCGCCAACUGCACCCUCGCCGACGUCAACUUCCUGGAGCGCCCGCUGCUGCUCGCCAAGGAGCAGCUCGUGCCGUGCCCGACGCCGGAGCUCUGGCCCGUCGAGCCGCACAACACCCUCGCCAUGAUACAGGUCACGACCUUCACCUGCGGCGGCUUCGUGGUCGGCCUGCGCACCAACCACGCGGUGGCGGACGGCACGGGCGCGGCGCAGUUCCUGAACGCCGUCGGCGACCUCGCCCGCGGGCUGCCGGAGCCCCGCGUGAAGCCCGUCUGGGCCCGGGACCGCUUCCCCGACCCGGACAUCAAGCCCGGCCCGCUCCCGGAGCUGCCGGCGCUGGCCCUCGAGUACAUCGCGUUCGACUUCCCGGCCGCCUACCUCGGCAAGCUCAAGUCGCAGUACGCGGCGUCCACGGGCGGCAAGAUCUGCUCCGCCUUCGACAUCGUCAUCGCCAAGCUCUGGCAGUGCCGGACGCGCGCCAUCGGCGCCGCUCCCGGCGCCGACGUCAGGCUCUGCUUCUUCGCCAGCGCCCGCCACGUGCUGAAGCUGGAGCCGGGGUACUACGGCAACGCCAUCUUCCCCGUGAAGGUGUCGGCGCCGGCGGAGAAGGUGGCCGGGUCGUCGGUGAUCGAGCUCGUCGGCAUGGUGCGCGACGCGAAGCGGCGGAUGGCCGAGGAGUGCCUGAGCUGGGCGGAGGGCCGCACCGGCGGGCGCGACCCGUUCCAGAUGACCUUCAGCUACGAGUCCGUGUACGUGUCGGACUGGAGCAAGCUCGGGUUCAACGACGUGGACUACGGGUACGGCACGCCGGUGUCCGCCGGCCCGCUGGUGAACUGCGACCUCAUCGCGUCGGCCAUCGUCAUGAGGGCGCCGGCGCCGCUCGCCGGCACGCGGCUGCUGGCCAGCUGCGUCACCAAGGAGCACGCCGACGACUUCGCCCGCAGGAUGCGGGAGGAUCUCGUGUGAUGAUGCGGGCUUGCAUACGUGAAGGAACUCGGCCGCCGUACCGUAUGUCCGUAUCACAUAUCUACCUAUCUACGAUACGUGUCAUCGAUCAGAGCUAGUGGUGGUGGGAGCUACAUACGAAAUGGGAAUUGGUGUUCCUGUCUGGACCGUAACUAUAUAGUAUUGCACUAGUUGUUGUACAAUGUGUGUGCAAAUGAACAAAUUUUCAUGGAGUUGUUGAGCGGAAC
Panicum virgatum (switchgrass) is the source of this 1767-nucleotide messenger RNA. Its product is annotated as acyl transferase 10-like. NCBI's taxonomy places the organism in Eukaryota, Viridiplantae, Streptophyta, Magnoliopsida, Poales, Poaceae. The record is from RefSeq and is a predicted model, not a curated record. Bases 173 to 1540 code for a protein of 455 amino acids. The transcript has 2 exons.